AUGCGAAUCAAUUCGCAAGUUCUUGAGAUGCGUAGAGGGAGGGAGCACAUUUUGCGAUGCGACGUCGCAUCGCAGUUUUGUGUACGAGCCCUUAGUAUUUUGUUUAAAGGGACAAGCCCGCCACAACCUCCCAAAACCGCUGCAACUCCUGUGGCGUUGAACCGAAAACAUUUCUGCGAGUUUUUUCAUCGCCUGCCGUUCCAUACGAUCACCCACGUUAUGGUGGAAGGUGACGUCAUCAUACAGCAGAUCGCCUUCGAGGGGCCUCCACCAGCUCAACAGGAGAACGUGAAAGUUCUGUGUGUGCAACCAAUACCUGGAGGUAUGUUCCCCGGUCGCGUAAUCAAAGUGAAGGGUAGCACUCCUCCUAAAGCGAAGAGGUUCUCCAUUAACUUAAAAUGUGGUACGAAGGGGUUUCCUCGCGACGACAUCGCUUUCCACUUCAACCCUCGCUUCGAUAUGAAGCAUAUUGUUCGCAAUCACUUCGAUUCCUCGAUAGAGUCCUGGGGUGAUGAAGAAACUGGUGGAGGCUUGCCACUACAUAGUGGAGAAUGUUUCGAAGCUCUGAUUCAAUGCUACUACGACUGCUUUAAGGCAGAGGCGAAGCGCCCCGAAGCGUCAAAUUCUUCACAACUAAAGCGAAGCCGCACGAAUGCGUGCGUAUUCAAAAGUAUACGCGCGCACUCUUUGACGAGUAGUAGAGAAGUGAGGCGGAGGUCUUUGUCUAACAGUGGACGUAUUCCGACUGUUGAUGAUGAUGAUGAUGAUGAUGAUAAUGAUGAGACCGUCAAACGAGCAGACGGGCCACCUGAUGUCGAGUCAACACUGGCUUUUCAACGUGAUUUCCCACGUCCCAUUUUUUGCAAUACUAACCUCACCAACUCCCGUCAGGUGGCGCUAAACGACGCUCAUUUCUGCGAGUUCUCCCACCGUAUCCCGUACCAUAAGGUGUCACACAUCAUGAUCAAAGGUGACGUCAUUUUACAGCAGAUCACCAUCGAGGGGACGCUUCUACAGCAAGUUAAUAUGUUAAUUGUUAUGGAGUAA
Molecule: messenger RNA, 1047 nt
Organism: Spodoptera littoralis (African cotton leafworm)
Lineage: Eukaryota; Metazoa; Arthropoda; Insecta; Lepidoptera; Noctuidae
Source: the annotation of a GenBank genome assembly